AUGUCUGACAAGGAAGGCGGCGCGCCACCCACCGAACACCUGAACAUUAAGGUCACGGAUAACAACAAUGAGGUCUUUUUUAAGAUCAAGCGGACCACCCAGCUCAAGAAGCUGAUGGAUGCGUUCUGCGAACGUCAGGGAAAGCAGAUUUCAACUGUCCGCUUCCUGUUUGACGGUACCCGAGUCCGUCCUGAGGACUCCCCCGAAACCCUUGACAUGGCCGACGGCGAUACCCUGGAGGUCCACCAGGAGCAGAUUGGAGGUUGCUAA
This is a messenger RNA of Penicillium arizonense, 270 nucleotides long. RefSeq names its product SUMO family protein SMT3. Gene Ontology annotation, molecular function: protein tag activity; ubiquitin-like protein ligase binding. Bases 1 to 270 code for a protein of 89 amino acids. Lineage: Eukaryota; Fungi; Ascomycota; Eurotiomycetes; Eurotiales; Aspergillaceae. The transcript has 2 exons. Gene Ontology annotation, cellular component: septin ring; nucleus. Gene Ontology annotation, biological process: protein sumoylation. The record is from RefSeq and is a predicted model, not a curated record.